Owenia fusiformis is the source of this 2332-nucleotide messenger RNA. The record is from the annotation of a GenBank genome assembly. NCBI's taxonomy places the organism in Eukaryota, Metazoa, Annelida, Polychaeta, Sabellida, Oweniidae.
AUGAAGUGUGUAAAACUGAAUAAGGAGCCAGAAUCUCUAAAGAAUGAACUAGAUGGUGGCGACUCUAGUGAUGAAGAGGAGCUCCAGCAAGCAUUUGAUAUGCACAGUCUCAUCAUAUCUAGUCUACAACAAGAGCCAAUGUUCACAGCAGAAGAUGUCAUCAAUGAAAUAGAAGGGAUGAUGGAGGAUGACGAGACUCCGACAUCCGAGUGUUCUAUGCCAUCGUGCUCUGAUGAUAUCACACCGACACAAUCGGCUGAACUCAUUCAAUUUAAACAAAAACGAGCCCUAAAUCCAGAAAAUUAUCAAGAAAGCCUGCGUGAGUUAUCACUGAGUGGUCUGAAUGAGCUAUUAGAAGAACUGGAGGCAUAUAUAAAAGAUUACUCAGAGACUCUAAUACAGGAGCUUGCUCUACGGGACGAGUUGGAAUAUGAGAAAGAAUUGAAGAACACGUUUAUAUCACUGUUGUUGAGUAUACAGAAGAAAAGACGUGAAAGUCAGAUGGAUAAGAAAAAAAUCAACAACAACAAACGUAAAGGUGCCAAUGACUCGAACACUUACUUGACUACUGUCAUCCCUUACCAUGCCAACCAAGGCACUCCAUCGAGCCACCAAUUACAAGUCUACAUCAAAAUUCUGAAAGCCAUCAAUGAAGACAGUGCUGCAGUCCCUGGACUCCUGACAGACUACAUUCUGAAAGUUCUCUGCCCCACAUAAUAGCCAUACUUACUACCCAACCUCCGGAGAAGUGCAAUCUAAUUUAUUUCUAAACAACUUGUAUACUGACUGUACAGGACGUCCCAGUUGCCAUGGAUAUUAGGAAUGUGCAAAUAUGAUGGAAGAACUUCUGCAUAAUUUGGAUAUUUAUUACGAAUCACGCUUGUUUGACACUUGUAGUGUUGUAGGAUGGAAUCGGAAUCAUAUAUCUUGGAAAGAAACUCAGAAAAGGAACACAGUGCACAGAACAGAACAAAGAUGUCUCUGACUAACAGAUGGAUAUAUUUAUUAUUAGAUUGAUAAUAUGGGAGUUAUUUGUAUUACCCACAAUGCACCACUGGUGCUUUUGGAUGGAGAAGGCUACAUAAAGUAUGUUAUAUUGAACUGCGGAAUAUGGAUAUGACAAUUCCUAUUUCAUAUAUUGAAAUAUACAGUUAACAGAAGAGGUAUGGAUAUCCCAUGAUUCUCUAUCAGGACUUGAGGAAAAGAACAGAGAAAGAACAGGAUAAGUUUUUUGGAUAAUGUAGAAUAUCUAUAACGCAAUAUAAUCUGCUUUUGCUUUUUGAUAGUGGCAAUAUACUGCAACUUACAUAUAUAGAUCAAAAUCUGGCGAUUGAGGCAAGUUAUUGGCAAUCAUGGUCUUAAAAGAUUUACAGCAUAUAGCACAUAGUAAUUGUCUCAGUGUAUUUAUAUACUAACAAGCUGUAUUGUAUAGCUAUAUCCUCACAUAGCUGGCUUUGUAAUAGUGAUACAUUGCUCUGGCAACACCUUAUUUGAUGUCAGGUCAUAGUGCAUCAAUGCUGUAUUGCUAGCAAGCUGUUCCUCUAGAAAUAGCUAUUUGAUGUCCGGUCAUAAUGUGUCAGUGCUGUACCUCUAGAAAAAGCUAUGAUGUUAGCUCAUAUUGCGUCAAUGCUUAUUUCUAGAAACUGCUUGAUGUCAGAUCAUAAACAGGGUAGACAUUAGUGUGAGAUUUGUAUGUCUUAAAAAAUAAGAUGAGUCUUACCAAUCGUACAAAAAACAUUCUGUAUGUUAAUAUGUGGUCUAAUGAUUAAUCAUUACUAAAGUGUUUUUCCAUGCCAUAGGUCCUCAAAUAGAAUGAUUCCACUCACUUAGAAAAAGUUUUGUUAACCUUCACAAAACAAAAUAAUCACUUAAGCUAAAUGAAAUGUCUUUUAUCAUUAUAACUAUUUUGGAACAAUUUAUAAUGGAAAACAGAAAACGCAUGCAUGUUGUGUGACUUUUCUGUUACUAAUGUCACUUGUGGGUUCAAAACUACACAUUGUUUUUUAUAGAGUCUCAACCAGACUAGGACGAUUUUGUACAUAGUGCUAAUUGUACUGAUAUAUGCAUAUGUUUAGCAUGACAAUUUGUUGAUAGAUAUGACAUAGUCACUUUAAGAGAAAAUUAUUCGUAUCAGAAUCAGUGUUUACAUAGUUUUAUUCUGUUUUAGCCAAUCUUUAUGGGUUUUCACUGUAGUUUGAGUGCUUGUUGCAGCUAUUAUUCAAAAUUGACGACCGCUUAUAGUCAUAUAAUGGUUGUAUGAGUCAAAAUAUGGCAGGGAGAAGCAGUCAAAAUAUGGAAAAAACACUGGCCAGGGCCGUAGCCAGCUUUUGCC